Molecule: messenger RNA, 4605 nt
Organism: Penicillium argentinense
Lineage: Eukaryota; Fungi; Ascomycota; Eurotiomycetes; Eurotiales; Aspergillaceae
Product: Sec7 domain protein
Exons: 6
Coding region: 1-4605 (1534 amino acids)
Biological process (GO): regulation of ARF protein signal transduction
Molecular function (GO): guanyl-nucleotide exchange factor activity
Source: RefSeq, a predicted model, not a curated record
AUGCUUCGAUUCGACCUCAGCGUGCCAGUCAGCGCCCACUUUCGUAUCGGGCGUUCAAGCGGUCUCGAUGCGAGCAUGAAAUAUUUGAAAAAGCCGGACCAAGCGCAUCGAACUUCCUCCCCCUCUCCCCUGAAUUGGUCCUUGACCAGCGCAGAGAGCAUCGGAGAAGAGAUCAGGGAUAAACGAGUCUCCUCAUUUCCCCUGUUUCGACUGAUCCCCCGUUUCAUCCCACCCCCCGAAUAUAACUCUGCCGGGAACACCACGUUUCGCCCCCUUGCGUCGCCCGGGACAUGCGAUGACCCUCUGAACUUUCUCCCCCGUGCUUCAAUUCGGACCCGCGAGCACGUCAAGCUCCGCCCAUCCCACUCCUUGGGCAACGACAGCUCCGAUCUUCGAGCCUUGGGCAUUGUCGUGACAAUGUCUCAGCAACGCGACGCAUAUGCCGCCGGCUCCCCUCCUCGAACUCCUCCCUCUCAGACAGCGAAGUAUAGACCGAAACGAGGAUACAAUCGCCCGUCCAUCCGUGACGCCUUCCCGGACACCGCUGCCGCCCUGGAGAAUGCGCCGAGGGCGAGCGAGUCGGGGGACGAACGAGACCCGCAUGACCUGUCUCUGUCUCCGAAGCAUGCUGCCCGCACUUCCGUUGUAGACAAUAUGCUAUUGUCGCUAGAUCAAUUCGCCCCAGGAUCAUCAGUGCUGGAAGACUAUCGAUUGUUUAAUUCCGCCUUUGAGACCGAGUCUACCCAUGGCCGAUACCGCGGCCACACAUUUUCUUCGUCAAUGUCUUCGGAAGCCGACUAUGGAUAUGAAGACAGCAGCAGCCGCUACAAUACCAUCACAGCCAAGGGUCGGCGAAGUAACAGUAGUUCGAACUACCAAACUGCCCCGAGGAGGAUGGGCAGUGCUCGAGGAGACGCGAUGAGUAUUCGAUCAGGUGCUGGGACCAUACCGAGAUCCAACGACGUUCGCAAAGGUAGUAAAGGAAGCGCCUCCGCCGCCGAUUAUUCAUACACAAUGCCCAGAGGACGAGCGGACUCGGGAGCUAUGGAUCGACGCUCGGAGAGCUUCGAUUGUGGCCCUCAGAAAGCGUUUAUGCCUUACGGUGAUCUCACUACCAGCCAGGAUACGAUGUACGACGACGAUGCAGCACCGACUCCAAGUGUGCCAGCCGGACCUCGCAAGGUUCAUGAUUAUCGGACUCCCACUGGCAAUGCAUCGCGUACACCUGUGGCAUCGCGGCGAAACAGUGUCAAAUCUGCGCAGGCUCCUCAGGUGCGCAAAAACCGCCCUGACAACAUCGGCACUGGGGCUUUGAAGGUUCGCGAUAGUGAUUUCCAACUGUCGGUUGACACGGAUCUUGAUAUGCCCCCAGCUAUGCCCGCGUCGUUGGACCCGCCCGCUCCAAGCCCGACGAUUUCAUAUAAUAAAGCAGCCUUCCCUCAGCCGGAGCCAUCAGCUACGUCAACGACCACAACUAUUACGGCCAUGAACAGCAACGGCAACACGAGCAACAGCACCUCCAAUGGUACCAAAGAACGCCCGGGCUUCUUCCGCCGUGUGUUUGGCUCCGCGAAGACUUCAUCUCCGACUCCUACAGAAGGUCGAAAAAAGGAUUCCACUACUGCGGCCCCCAAUUUGAAGAACCGGGGACCACCACCGAAAAGCUCAGCUGGAACAGCACCGGCUACUCGCAACGGGCCUCCACACCUGGUUAAACAGAAGUCUUCGUUUUUCCGAAGGCGCAAGAAGUCCGUGGUGGACAACGUUCCGCCGCCGAUUGUGCUGCCACAGGAUAUUGCACCUCACACUUUGGACACCGCGAAGCCAGAGCCAAGCCCCGUCAGUAGUCUGCGACAGGCUAUGAAUUCCUACAUGGCCGACGGUACACCCGCCAACUCGGAUCAAAAAGAGAACCGCGAAGGUAGUAAACUAGCCCGGGAACCAUUGUCUUUGCAGACUCAGAAGCCACGAGAAAGUGUCUCGGCUCCUGGAGGUGGUCCCAAGGCUAAGCAGAGUCUGCAGCCGCCGGCUUCUUCCCGUGGCCAGGAUCGCUCACCGCUAGCAGAUGGUCGUGGCACGCUUGAUAGCACUCUAAAAUAUAUCGAGGUGGAGUCCGAUGCGUCUGCCGAAUCCCCCUUGCAGGAGAAGAGUACGAACUCUGCGUCAUCGGCCAUGCUGUCACCGGUUGCAGAGGAUUUCUCCCGCCAACUCAAGAUUUCCACCACGACAGAUGCUUCGCAAGAUAGCCUGGCAAAGGGCAAGCUGGCUCUUCCCUCAGACAGCAAUGUUCCUGAAUCACCUGCCGUCUCCGAAGUUUCUCACUAUCAGACUGCAUCUAAUACUCCUGUGAUCAAGUCUGAGGAGCCCAAAGCAAUUGACGAUUCCGAAGACAAAAUGGAUGGCCCUGGUGAUGCGGUUGAGGAUGGCCCUUCUGCGGCUGACCGCGAGCAAGCCCAGAAACUCUUCGAUAGCCAGGAUCAGGUCGUGGGCAGUGAACCUGCUGCUGCUUGGCUGGGUGACCCCGAUCGAGCGACAGUCCGUGAGGCUUAUAUGCGUCUCUUCAACUGGUCUAACCUCAAUAUUCUCGCCGCCCUCCGAAGUCUCUGUGAGCGCUUGGUACUGAAGGGUGAAACUCAGCAGGUCGACCGAGUCUUGGAUGCAUUCUCCAACCGAUGGUGCGAUUGUAACCCGAGUCAUGGGUUCAAGGCUACUGAUGUUGUCCACACUGUCUGCUACUCUCUUCUGUUACUGAACACCGACUUGCACUUGGCCGAUAUUGAUUCGAAAAUGACCAAAUCACAAUUCGUCAGAAACACCAUGCCUACAAUUCACCGAGUUGCGAUGGAUGCCGCGCCCGAAGGAUUUGAGACAUUGCGACCUGUCAACCGCUCCAAAACAGCAAACUCAGAAUCCGCUCCUACCCCCACGUCCGCUCGCUCGUCGACUUUUCCCAACGAUGUUAGCCGCAGUUCAUUAGAUAUAGACAACUCCGGACGCAACACCGCAGACAGUGAUGCGGGUCCAUUGGUCAACACUCCUUUCACGGGAACCGUCAGGGCCUGGGAGCAACAGGUCGAAGCGGUCUUGAAGGAUUUCUAUACAUCUAUUCAAAAGGAAAGACUUCCUCUGCAUGGUGCACAGCCCGGGAAAGAAAUCUCACGAAUGAGCUCCAACAAUUUCCUCGGCCCGUCUUCCAGCACUCUUCGAAGAAGCCCGAGCACGAUCAGCAAAAGCGGCUCCGACAUCUUCCCUCGCGGCCGAUCCGCUGAUUCUCGCCAUGGAGCUGCACGGUGGUCCUCCAAACCCCGUUCCCGGGGUGCCAGGUUGUACCCUCCAUCCAUUAUGGGCUCCAGCCGCACAAGUCUGGACGAUCAGUCUUCUGUUUGGAGCCCUACUGCAUCGAGCACUUGGAGCAAGUAUUCAUUGGGUAAAUUCACAUCCGCUUCAGUGGACUCGUUCGGCUCGGAGUUCCCCCGUGGUGAAUAUCAGCAGUCAAUUGGCUUUGCCAAUGCACUGAGUCAGGCAAUCAUCCGCGAAGACUCGGCCACGUCCGUUUACAGUUAUGAUGAACCCGAACGGACGACCCCUCUUCUCGAAGAUGAAACACUGGCUUUGGCCGGUGCUCCGUGGGCUAAAGAGGGUAGCGUAAAACACAAGCACCAUCUCGAUGCAGUUGACAAGCGUGCCAAGGAUCGCAACUGGAACGAUUGUUUCGCCGUAAUCCAGCAGGGUUGGAUGCGCCUGUUCUCGUUUAACAAUGCUUCCAAAUCAAUGCGCAUGAAGGCAAAGCAGCGUGGUGGUGUUGUUGUCGGAGGCGGCAACUGGACAGAAAACGCAGAUGAGAUUUGGAAAUUCAUGCUUCGACAAACAAUCGCCAGUGCCCUCCCGCCACCAGGGUAUUCGAAAUCCCGUCCUCACGUUUGGGCUCUAAGUCUACCCACCGGUGCGGUCCACCUUUUCCAAGCUGGUACCCCCGAAAUCGUGCGAGAGUUCGUCUCUACGGCCAAUUACUGGAGUGCAAGACUCUCCAAGGAACCUCUUGUCGGCGGGAUCAGUAACAUUGAGUAUGGAUGGAGUGAUGCUGUCAUCAACGGCGCUCUCGUUAACUCCGAGAACCGAUCCCCGCCAACAUCAUCCGGUGCCCACCGACCGAGUAUCCAGAGUUCCAUCCGCAGUUCCAUUGAUCAGGGUACUGUUCGACCCAAGUUACCCGCUGACAGGGUAAAUAUCAGUGACUGGAGCCCACCACAGCAAAGCAUGGCUGCUUCCAACCUCACCGAAGAAGAUCAAAUGAAGGCUCUUCAGGCCUAUGUGAAGAAUGUUGAAGAUGAUCUCCAGAGACACAAUGAAUUGCGUCCAGCAAUGAAUCUAGCCUUCUCGCCCAGGCAUCCGAAUUCGACAAAGGCCAUGGCGAACUGGGAACGAAAGUCGUCCUAUCUUCUCCGUGAGAUUGUCAAGUUCAGGACUUAUAUCGAUUCGCUCCGGAAUGCGAUUAAUUGCAAGGAGAAGAUCUAUGCUUCUUCAAACAAUUACUAUAAUAAGUCGGAUGAGGCUGCUGGGGAUGGUGAGCAGCAACAGGAACAGCAACCCCCUGUUUCCGCUUGA